CUCACAGCCAAAUCCUCCCCUCCUUUUUUUGCCAAAACAGUGGGGAGGAGAGUAGAAAAACCUGCAUGUUGACCAGUUUCAGAUCAGACACUCAUGUGGGGCAUUUCAUCUGACCUAAAUGAAACAGAAUACAUGCCGCCUCCUUCCCCUCAUGGCAGGCCACCCCGCCUUUUCCCAGCCUCAGGGGAGGGAGCCUUUAAUAAUGGUCUGUGUAAACUGAUGCUCAGGCAGCGAAGAGUUUGGGGAAGAAGCACUGCUGGACGAGAAAUCCCACAGAGGAGCCGCGACUCAAUGAAAGGCGGCAGCCCCUGAAGUGCAGCAGACAGAGAAAAUGUCUCUCCUCGCCAAGGUCUUGAGAAGGGACUGCAGGCAGGUGCUGGAGCCUCGCAGGAGCUGCGUUGGCGGCGUGGCUUUUGUCAGCAGGCUUCACCAGCUGCCCAAACUUUCAGGCAGCCCGUCCCUGGAGGGGCAGAAGGAGGCAGCUGCGAGAGCGGAGGACAAAGACGACGACGACGAGGAGAUGGGGGCAGCUUCGGACCGUGGAGCCCGGGGGCUCCUCCUCGACGCCUGCCAGCACCCGAGCCACCAGAGAGUGAGGAGCCUGAGGGAAAUGCCCGGACCCAAGACCUUCUCCAAUCUGGUCGAGUUUUUCUGGAAGGAUGGCUUCAGCCGCAUUCACGAGAUCCAGGUACCAUUGAGCGGAAGGGGAUCCGUGGCAGGAGACGGUCGACGAAAUUGGGCAACAAAAGAGCGAGUGAAUCACGGUGGUGGGACAGGAAGAUUGCACACGCAUUUCUCUCCCCUCGCAGGGCUCCCUUGUCGUCUGAUUGAGAAGCAAGGAGGGCAGCUGUGUGUGUGUGUCCCCCCCAUUCAGAAAAUGAAAUCAGUUUUGUGUUAUUUCUCCAAGACGUAGCCUUGCUUUGUUUUCCAGAGGAGUAUAUGAUGAACCCUUUUGUAAAAUAUCGGGUUGCAGAUACAACCUAGAGAGCUUGUAGGGGGGUGUGUGUCGUUCUUUUUUUUAUAAAAGAACGGUCUGAUAACUUUACCGACAAGUCAGAAAAUAGGUGCCAGAAAAUAUAACUAGCUGGUAUUUAAAUAGUUUUGAAGUCUGAAGCGUGACUUCUGAGGUGGUUUUUUGUUUGUUUGUGGCAGAUGCUCUGAGGGGACUGAAAAGAACGUGAAAAGGAGGUGUUGCGGUCGGAAAUGUCUGAGCUCCAGACUUUGGUCAAGGCUUUUAUUCCGAACUACCCCCCCCCCCGGACCGUCUCGCCGUGGCGGGAGACGCGCGUGACGCAGCCUCGUGCGUCGUAUGUGUGUCCGCGAGGAGCUGACGAGGGAGCUCCGGGGUCGCAGGGCUGAAACCCGCACCUUUCUCCUCAGCUCCGGGGAGAGACCAUUUUGUCGCCUUCGUUUGCACAGGUCCCCGGGGGAGGGGGGACGUUGAGUAUAUAUGCACGUUAUAGAUUAGAUAGAUAGAUAGAUAUGGUUGACCGGGGGGGGGGAGCAGCAGCAGCAGCAGCAGCAGCACGAGCUGCCGGCGAGAAAGUUGCACAAACGUCCCCUCAGCGGAGGCGGGCGCUUUGAAACCCUCCCCGUUUCCCGGCGAACUUCCUUCCUUCCCUCUCCCUCGCUCCCUAUUGAAAGAGAGCGCGAAGCAGUGGCGGCUGGAGGAGACGCAGGGAGGCCACGGCUGCUCAUCCUCGCGCAGCUCCCCGGUGCCCAAAUGCCCACGGCGCCGGGUGGGCGACGAGGGCUCUUCCUCCCCCGCCAAAAGGCGCCACACUCCUCCGUUCGCCGCCCCAUAUGCUGGCGGGGAGAUGGGCCCCACGUGACGUGGGGUUGAGGAGGGUGGUGGGGCCAGCAGUUGUCUGCUUUCCAGCCUGAACGGGGCCGGGGGGGAGGCAGGCAGGGUGAUUUUGAAGAGAGGCAACGCUAAGAUCCCUUCCCCACCCACCCCUCCCCGCUUCGGGUUGGUGCUUGGCUGCUAAUUUGCCCACAUCUGGUUCUGUGCUCAGCCCUUCCCCGCCCCCCCCGUCGCAUAACAGGAGGGUUGCUAUGGAGCCAGGAGUGUUUUGACACCACACAAAAACACAUUUUGCACCCCCGCCCCGAAGGACUUGGUGCAUUUGCCAUCCACGCUGUUCCUGGCACUUGACAGCGCUAACGUUUUACAUCUGCUUCGCUAAGCCUUUCAUCCCAGGGACCGGUUGUUUUGCUCGACAUGUGGGACUGCUUUAUUUUCCUCGGGAGGUUGGCCUCAGCAGGUUUUAAAAUGGCAAAAAGGAUUUCUCUCUCUCUCUCUCUCUCUGUUGCCACCUUGACCAUCAAAUAUUGCAUACUGGGAAGUUUUGUAGUUGUGAGUAACCGCUGAGGGGUCCUUUCAUAUUCCCUUGCUAAUGAAAGAUAAGAUAUGAUAUAUCCUGCUAAUAUAUUUAAGAGGGUGCUCUCAGUGUAUCAUAGUGCUCACAGGAAGAUGUGGGGGCAGACAGGAGUUAAGAAAUGCACCACAUCGUGAUAUUAUUAUUAAUACAUUAAUAAAUUGUUAUUCAUUAGUUUCUAUAUGGAUUAAUGCCAAAAGAGCAUUCUUAGUGGUUUAUAAGUAUAAAAACCAACUGUGCAAUCAAUCAAAUAUCCAUAAUAAAAAACACAAUGAAACAAUCCAGUUAAAAGAAUCCGCAAUUAAAAUAUUCAAUUAAAAAACCACAGUAAUUAAAACAGGAGACUCUGGAGAGAUCAAGGGAAUGCUUGUGUAAAUAAGCAUGUUUCAAAAGCCAGUGGAAUACCAAUACAGAUGGGACCUCUUAUAUUUAAGUAAGGGAUGCAUUUCCUAACACUGGUGCCACCAAUGAAAAAGCCUGCUUCCUUGUUACCACAAGCUGAUCAUCAUUAGGCUGUGGCAAGACUGCUGGCUGAUCUUAAUGCAAUGGAGAGGAUUUUGGUUUUUCAAGCAUACUGGUCCAGAGUUGUUCAGGUCUUAAUAUGCAAUUAAGAAUACUUCAGAAUUGGCUUGGGGGCUAAGUAGUCAAAUGCAUUGAUUUCAGAUUGUAAAACUGACAGGUCACAACACAUGCUCAGAAUAUCAGUUCAGUAUUUUCUGGAUUUAGUUUGCCAGUUCACUUACAUCCAAGUUCUAGGCAUGUUAGAAGCCAUGUGGGAUCUUAUGCAGCUUCUGGAUUGGAUGAGGAAGAAAGAUAAAUUGGGAUGGCAACAGCAUAUAGAGAUCUCACCAAAUCUUGUUGUCUUGCUGCUUGGUUGUGCCUUAUACACGCUGGAUAAGGGAAGGAAAUGGAAGGAAUCUGGAACUGGAAGGGAAGGAACUGGAAGGACCAGAGAGUAAAAGACAUACGAAAAUGUAGGGAAAUGACUUACUGGCAUCUUCUGGGACUGACUUGCCAAAGGAGAUUUCAUCACCGCAACCACACCUCCUACAUGCUCAUAUAAAAGAGGCAUUUACAAUCUCCCUAACCAACCUAGCAAGCUUAUCCAAAAGCUUGUGAGAUAAAUACCUACCAAACUCUAAGUAACGUUGCCCAUUAAUUGUAGAUUGAAGGCUGGCUUGUAAUUAAACCCCCUUCCCAAUUCUCUUCAUCUCAAUCCCCUCUUCCUCUGGAACCAGUAUUCAAGAGGUGAAAACUGUCAAGAAAGAAACCCUCACGCACUAGCAGAGGUACUGUUCCACGGCGGGACCUUUGGGUCCAAAUAUCAAUCUACCUGCUCAGGAAAUUCAGCAACUAAACUCAUUCUGCAAAUGUAAUAAGAAGGCAAGGGCACAUCUAAAAUGUUAUUCUCCUUCAAUGUAGCAGCUAAAUCAGCUUGGAUACAAACAGUUUUUCUUUCAACACAUUUUGCAAAUGUAGCACAGCAGAUAACCAGGGCUGAUUCGUUGUCCCAUUAGAGACCUGGAUAUAACAGGCCCAUAGCUACCCAGAAAAGUUCAGCUGAUUGACCACUGUGGAUACAGUGGUAAUAGAUAAGUAAGAUUUUCACAUCACCAUCACUGCCACAAAAGAACACAGGCUCUGGUCUAUGUUUGGUCAUCCCUACCGCUUCAUUGUCUUAAACUCUUCAGAAUAUUAGGGAUCAAACCUGAAGAGACAGGGCGGAAAUUGGCAAUAAUGGGGACUAUUUUUUUCUUUUUAAGAAAAGACACUGCUGGAGGGUCACAACUGGGGAGGGAAGGAAUAACCUUCCUGUCCCCUGCCUGUAAUUAUUUAGAUAAAAACAAGAAGCCUAGCUUCUAUUACGCAUGAAGCAUAAUGUGCAGCCUGACCAUGAACUGUGGCAUGUAGGAUAGUGUGUCUAGGAACAAUAGUGUCAACUGCUCAUACUAUCACCUUGCUUUAGCAGUUGACUAGUACUUCAGUGGGACAACUUGCAAUAUUUAUUUGAAGGAAAUUCCCUGGAGAGCAGUCAAGAAACCGUUUGUAACCAUUAGCCUUUACAUAGGCAGAUUAUCCUAACUACUAUUACUCUCUCCCAAGAAGGCUGUAUUCACUAUAAAGCUAAUCACCAGGUAAGGAUUUAUCCAUGUUGUUGUAAAUACAUUUCCCAUGUAUUGAUCUCCAGUGUCCUGUCCAGUACAAAUCCAAGGUGUGAUUUGUAGUAUAAGUAGGUUCUGAUCCGUACCAAGAACAGCCCACUCAUGCCAUUAAGUCAUGAGCUGCACUAAAGAGUUCUCAGCAUGGAUACCAAGAUUAUUUCACAAACACUUAAUGAAGAACAGCACCAAACAUCACUGAAAGAGGGUCCAGUUUCCACAAGCAUUUUGUUGUUGUUUAGUCGUUUAGUCGUGUCCGAUUCUUCGUGACCCCAUGGACCAGAGCACGCCAGGCACUCCUGUCUUCCACUGCCUCCCGCAGUUUGGUCAAACUCAUGCUGGUAGCUUCAAGAACACUAUCCAACCAUCUUGUCCUCUGUCGUCCCCUUCUCCUUGUGCCCUCCAUCUUUCCCAACAUCAGGGUCUUUUCCAGGGAGUCUUCUCUUCUCAUGAGGUGGCCAAAGUAUUGGAGCCUCAGCUUCAGGAUCUGUCCUUCCAGUGAGCACUCAGGGCUGAUUUCUUUAAGAAUGGAUAGGUUUGAUCUUCUUGCAGUCCAUGGGACUCUCAAGAGUCUUCCACAAGCAUACUAUUGUUAUUUGACAAUUGUUCCAAUUCAUCAGCAAGGCCUCAGCACUUGGUAUGAUUGCUGUAUAUUACCUCCAAGUUCAGAGGAAGCAUGGCUCUGAAAACUAGUGGCUGCUGCACCCUCAACUCCUGCCUGUGGGCUUCACAAAGGCAUCUGCAUGUUAGACUCCUCAUAUCACCCAUGCAUUUAUUGAAAAUAUUGACAUAAAAGCCAACCUUUCACAAUGUUGGUUGCACAAUAGAAAGGGGAUAGCUAAUUAAAUAAUUAACUCAAACAUUUUGUUUCGAUUGUACAUCCAUGUAGGGAAAUAAACCAUUUACAGUUUAUUGGAAGCUACAGGAAGUGGUAGCAAGCAAGUACAUGACUCAGUCUGUAGUACUGUGUAGCUUUCUUGUUCAAGAGUUUUAUGCAAACCACCACACUUAUGCAACUCUCUAAAAGAAUUUAUAAAACUAUGUUAAGAACAUAAAUGAAUAGAAUAAAAAAUAAUAAUCUGAAACCUUUGAGCAAUCACAGCAGCUACUUAAAAGAUGCAGUCUGACAUGCAGAAUGUUCCAUGCAUCACACCAUAUGUGAAAGUGGGGGAGGGAGUUGAGUGGUUUUACAAUGAAGGUUCUGUUUGUCAGUAACCUGACUCCAACAUUAAACCGGCCACAACAUCUAUGCCUAGCUCUGCUUUGGUUAAAGAGAAACAUCUUCCAUUUAGAAGAGCUAUAGCUAUGCAAUGUGUUCUCUGCAUUGUUAAGCAAGAAAGCAGAGAAUGAUUUUUCCACCCCCCAAAAAUCUAUAUAUUUGCAUGUGAAGUGGUAUGUGACAUUAGCGGGGGGCGGGGACGGGACAUAAAUUAUAAACAGUGUUUUAAUGACUGAACAAAGAUUAAAUGCUUGUAUGACAUUGGUGAGCGCAGUGAGCAGGCAAUAUUUCACAGCACAGCAUUUAAACGUCACUGGGAUUAUUAGGAGGUUUUAAAAAAUAAUUUGCCAGAUUUAGAUUUUCUGUUUUGUUUCGUUUUGGUGAAGAAAGCCUUUAUCUGCAGCACUACUGAGGCCAUAGCAGAUUGGAUCCCUAAAUUCUCAUGAGAGCAGAACUCUCACAGAAUACUCCAGCUGGCACAUGCCGGGUAAUGUGAUUUUCACUUAUUCUGUUCUUUUUCUGCAGCCCUCUGUGCUCUCUGAAAAUAUGCCCUGGAGGCCUGGGGACCUCCAGGAACAACGUGGGAGGGGGUGGGGGAAGGAAUGGAUGAAAAUCACCACCUUUCACUCUGCCUGCAGAAGCCUUCCUUGGAUGAGAGUUCUUUCUAUUCAUAGAAGGGCAGUUUAGGAUCCAAGCCGUUGUUCUUGAACACUGAGCAUAAUUUCCAAAAGAAUCUCAGAAUUCUCAAGCACAACUUUAGUUUUUCUUUCUUUAAAUAGAUUUUGUUGCUCAGUUUCGAAAUAAAGUGGUUCAGUCACAAUUUAUUAAACAAAGUAUAAUAUUUCAUCUUUAUGUAAUAUAAUCUGCUAGGGAAGGCACUUUUUAAAAUUCUUCAUAGUUCAAAUGUUUUUCACCAGCUCUUCUUUCAUAAUUGUCCUCUUGUUGUCUCCAGCUGGCAGAGAUUCAUUGCUAUAUGAAUAAGCCUUCUUCCCUCUAAAAUUAUAUAUAAUUUUGCAAUGUAUUUAAAAGAUUAAAGCUGUUGUAAGGUGGGGACAUUUAAGGGCAUGUAUUUUUUCCCUUGGCAAUCAGUAUAUAGACCAUAAAUAGUUUUUUCCAAGAAAUGGGAAAACCAAAAGUAUUGCAGAAGAAAGAACUGAACAAAAAUGGAAUAUUUUGCUUACUAACAUGGCUGUUCCUAGAAACAAAAAGCAACCCUCAACCCACUAGUCUGUGAUAGUUACCAACCAACUGCUAAUGUUUUCUUGGAAAGGAGAUUGAAAUGGCUGUGGUGGAUGAGCUGUAGCCAUUCUUGGCUGAAGCUAUUUUCAUCUAAUUUCAGUCUGGGUUCAGAUCUGGAUUUGGGACUGAAUUGGCUUUGUUUGUCCUGAUGUAUGACCUUCAUUGGGAGAAGGGGAGUAUGCUCUUGCUUCUUCUGCUUGAUCUCUUAGCAGCUUUUGAUACCAUUGGCCACAGUAUCCUUCUGGACUGGUUUUGUAGUAUGGUGUUGUGGGCACUUGGUAGAUCCCAUACUGCUUGCAGUGUUGGUUCCAGAGAGUAGCUUUGGAGGAGUGCUGUUUGCCCCUCUGGAAUUUGUACUAUGAGGUUCUGCAGGGCAAUAUUAUUUCCCAAGGCUGUUUAAUAUCUGUAUGAAUGUGUUGGGAUUUGGAACAAAGUGUUACUAGUAUGCUGAAGACAAAUAUUUCUAUUCCUCUGUUAGAUCCGAGUCAGGAGUACAGGCUCUGCACAGAGCUCAGUGCUAGGUGGGUUGAGGGCCAAUAAACCUAUGGAGAAAUUCAAUACAGUGCUAAGUGGUGUAUGAAUGUGGUGAAGGAAGUAUAUUCUCACAAUGGGACUUUCCUCCAUUUCUUCUGCCCAUGUGCCCCCUAGCAUGCCCCCAAACCUGGAGGGAGGUGGGAGUUCCACUGCAUGAGCAGACCUCAUUCUGAGCACACAACAACUUAGUUGAAUCCCUCUUUUAGUUUAAAACCUGGCAGUGUGGAAGCCCUGUGGGUGAGUGGUUUCUGUGUCUGGGAGAUAGGUCAGCAACCUGUUCUAGGUGGGGUUGCAUUCCCUCUGAAGGAAUAUCUAUAUAGUCUCCUGUGUCACCUGAGGAGCAUGUGGCCUUGGUGGGUAGGAACGCCUUGUGUCAGCUUUAGUUGAUUAGACAGCUAUGGCUUUUCCUGGCCUAAGAAAAGCUUGCCUGCUGUGGUCCUGGCACUGGCAACCUGAAGACUGGAUUAAUGCAAUGCACUUAAUGUGGGGCUUCCUUUAAGAUUAGUCCAGAAACUGCAGCUGGAGCAGAAUAUUGCAGAUAGGUUGUUGACUGGGACAGCCAGUCAGCACCAUAUAGCACCUGUUCUGAGGGUGCUUCACUGGCUGCCAACUUGCUACAGAGAUCAUUUCAAUGUUUUCCUUUUAGCCUUUGAAGCCCUAAACAGUUUGAGACCAGGUUACCUAAGGGACUGUUUCUCUUCAUAUAUAUAUCUCUGCCUGGAAACAGCACUAUUCAGUUCUGUAUGCCCCAGAUGUGUGCUUAGCAUACACUAGAAACUGGUUUUUUACAGUUUCAGCUCCAGCCCUCUGGAACAAGUUACAUUUUGAAACACCUAGCAUUCUGAUAUUUAGACAGCCAGUAAUGAUAUUUUUAUUUAAGAAGACUUUCAUUUACCCUGCCAUUUUAUGGAAUAAUAACUGUCUAAUUGUAUUACUGGCUUUAUAGACUUCCAUUUACAGUUGUACCUCGGUUCCCAAACGCCUCCUUUGUCGUACAUUUUGGUUCUCAAACACCGAUAACCUGGCAGUAAAUGCUUCCACUUUUGAACGUUUUUUGGAACCCGAACGUGCAACGUGGUUUCUGCUGAGUGCAAGAAGCUCUUGCAAGCAAUGGAAAGCCGCACCUCAGUUUUUGAAUGUUUCGGAAGCUGAACAGGUUUCUGAAAUGGAUUCUGUUCAAGAACCGAGGUACCACUGUAUAAAGUUCUUAAUCUUUCAUAUUUUAUACUUUAUCUUCCUUUAUUGUACACUGCUUUGUUAAGUUUUUAUUAUAAAGUAAAAUAAAUAAAAUGUCACUUCAAAACAUUAAAAAUGUGGGCAAAGUUCCAUUUCAGGUUUGUUGGAAUUUCUUAACUUUCUGUUCUUAUUCCAAUCCUAACACACUGUAAAAAAUUAUUCAGACACAUCUAAUGUUGAAUAUGUCAAACUCUUAUAACGUUUAUAAUAUCAUUUCUAUAAAAUGAAUAAAUAUAUAUUGUUUGCAUGCUCUAACAACACAUUCAAAUAAACAUAUUUGACCACUGGGGUGGAAAGAGAGCAUUUUCAUAAGUUUCACAACUGGGCAAAACAGAAAGCACACCUGAUCUUAUACUUCAAGUUCUUGAAAUUAUGUACAAUGCCUGAAGUGAUCAUGUUGUUUUUAAUUCCCUGGGUCACAAUACAAAUUUGUCCAUGACAGAACUUGUAAUGUUGCAUUAUGAAGAGGGAACCAUGCCCUGGGGGAAUGCCCCUGGGCUCAGAUUAAAAUCAGAUUAAAACCCAUUUUGCUUCAACUCCUUGAGCUCUGCAACAGCAGCUUUUCAGGUGCCAGGGAAUCUGGGAAAUCAGGCUAUAAUGUAGUUCAUUACUUCUAACUGCAUAGCCAUAUGACUAUAUUUUUUCUUGCUGGUAAGAAUGAAUAAUGUAUUCAUCUGAAAUUUACUUUUCGUUCAUAGCAGAAGCACGUUCGGGAAUAUGGAAAAAUUUUCAAGUCUCAUUUUGGUCCCAAACUAGUUGUAUCCAUUGCAGAUCGAGACAUGGUUGCUCAGGUUCUUCGGGAAGAAGGAUCCGCGCCACAACGAGCUGACAUGGAUUCCUGGCAGGAAUACAGGGAUCUACGAGGGAGAGCUACAGGACUUAUAUCUGCGUGAGUGCAAUGGUAUUUUUGGCAUUACGUUGCCAAACAAUGUUUAGAUCUUUGGGUUUCACACAAAAGACACUGAUGAUACAUUUUAAACUGUUUUUGAUUAAUGCGUUUCUUGAAAGAAUGUGCUUGUAGCAUGAUUAUAUACCUAUGGGGAUGAGUGUUGGAAAAUGCCUUUAGGGAACAUUCAGAGUAAUUAUUGAUGCAAUGUGCUUAUUCCAAAGAAAGCCAAUCCCUUUAUGACUCACAGACAUUCUUCUGCUUUUAUCACAUGAUACCUUGCAGCAGCUAAGUGUUUUAUGUAGUAAGAACUAGGCUGUACAUUAAUAAAGGUUAGCAGCAUCUUAAUGCUACAGUCUGGACAAAAAUAAAUAUAUUUCUUUUGUAAGUCUAGAGAUGGAAUGUUCCAUUUCCCCCAUAGUAAAUGCGUAAGGUGACAAUGUUAGUCAAAUUUAAAAAAAAAUAAAAUUGGAAUGUUAGUCAUUCUCAGAGUAAACCCAUAACUUAAGUCCAUCAAUGUCAAUGGAUCUAUUUGGUGUUUGACUAACACAGAAUGUCACCCAUUUUUAAUAUGCAGUCAUAACGUUGUAUGUUAGGCUUCAAUCACCCCACUGUUGUAUAUAUUUAAAGUCCACUAAAGUGAAUGGCAUUUAAUUCGAAACGGCAUGGCACAGCUGAGAAAGCGAACAUUUAAUAAUUAGACUUAAAGUAGAAUAUCCACUUGUAUCAUCUUGCUUGCAGCAUUUUGCUUGCUUAACAGACUUCUGCUUGUGUAAAUGGGGCUUAUUGAUCCUCUCCUUCCCACUGCAGCCACCCACAUACCCCAAGGGCACAGUGGGGAGAAGAAGUAUGAGCUCCAUCAGGUCCACUAGCUUAACAUCAGAUCUCCCCUCAAUAUACCACUUAAGAGUAUAAGGAAGCUAGCAAGGACUAGAUGCAUUUUAUGGAAGCGGGGGGUGGGAAGCAAACUCUGAUCAAAUUGGUAUGAGUGGUAUGGGUCACAUUCCUCUCAAAACUUCUAAUUAAUUUACAUGUGAGUUGUUAUGACGCCCCAUUACCUAGUUUGAUAUAUAUUAAUAACAAAAUUCAGUAGCACUGAUCCAGAUAUAUUCCAUUAUACACAAAGAUCUCCUCAGUUCAAACAACAGUGCUAGGCACCUUUUCUGGAGGAGGGGGAAAUGGGGAGGCAGCUGGACUUAAUUGUAUCCUAACUGAUCUGAUCAGACUGCACAGUUUUACAUGCGUGUGCACACCUCACCUCUAGGGUGGCCUCUUAUGAAUCAGAAAAAAAAAAACUAUCAAAACAAGAGGACAAAAGAAGACACAGGUUUGCAUAUGCUAAUGCACAAACACAUUUAGAAACAAGUCUCAAAUGGAAAUAUAUAAUCUCAAUAUAGUAGCGACAGCUGAGACCAGGUGAACUGUUUGCCUAUUCAGUCUGCUAUUCAGUCUGCUAAUUGUUGAUGGGCAACUUCUAGGGUACUGCUAUCACUUUUUAUGGUUAUUUAUCUUGAAACUGGACUUGGACCAGUUUGUAAAAUAUGUAAAAUAUAACCAGUAAGGCAAUGUGCUAUCUGCUUCUUGUUGAAUCUAAAUGAUUGAAUAAUCAGCACACAAACAUUAUUCCUCCAACAACAAUUUCAAGAAUAGACACAUUUGGUUAUGGCUUUCUAAUGAGAGAUGCUCUCUUUUUUACUUAUUGACGUAAAUAAUUAUUUAGAUAAUUUUAAACUGUUAUUUCUUCCAGAGAAGGGGAACAGUGGCUAAAAAUGAGGCGUGUACUAAGGCAAAAAAUGGUAAAACCCAAAGAUGUUGCCAUUUUCUCAGGAGGAGUUAAUGAAGUUAUUGCAGAUUUAAUUAAGAGAAUCCACAUUCUCAGAAAUCAAGAAGAAGAUGGGGAAACAGUGACAAAUGUUAACAGCCUUUUUUUCAAGUAUUCAAUGGAAGGUGAGAUUGAUAAUUCAUUCUUAGAAAUUAAUGGAAGAUGUGGCUGUGUUGGUGCUUCAUCAACCAUUAUUGCUUAUUAUUAUUAUUUAUUAAUAUCAUCAUCAUCAACAACAAUUGUUCUUGCAUUACUCAAGUUGGCAAAAGGAACACACUUAUGUUCCACACAAAGGUACAAUGUCUGGAUAAGCAGUAUUCAGCUAUUAAGGAGAACAAUAUAAUUGUCUCGCAAUACAUUCCACAGUACAUCAGAGGUAGUUGACUUUUUUUGCCUGCAAAGUGCACAUGUGGUGUUGGACGGCUGCUUGCAGACUGCAUACCUGUGGGCAUGGACAACAGUGGAUGGAGCUGAUGUCAUUAACAGGCAUACAUUGGUCCACAUAUAUUGCUCAUCUGUGCUGCAGAUGGAUAAAGUUGCACUGUACAUUAUUCCACUUCAGUGUAAUGUAGUGUAUUAUUCAGUGUUUGCACCAUUACACCAUAUGCUAUGUGUAUGUUGCCUUACUCCACAAAAAAUGCUUUGUGUAAAUCAGGGCUGGAUUUAGGUUUCAUGAGGCCCUAAACUACUGAAGGUAAUGGGGCCCUUUAUAUGUCCAGCUGUCCUUUGUCAACAACAAAUUGUUACUGUUUUAGUGUUGAAUAUAUGCUAUAUGGUAAUUUAUGGACCUAACAGGUAUCUAAAGCUGUUUGCACAUAACAAAAUAUGCAUAUUAUCAAAGUAAUUGUUGAACUGAAAUACAAUUAAGAAGUAGUAUAUUAAUAGUGAAUUACAUUUUUUUCCUUUAAGUUUUUGGGGGCCCCCCAAGAGAGUGGGGCCCUAAACUAUAGCUUGUUUAGCUUAUGCGUAAAUCUGGCACUGGUGUAAAUGUACAGACAAUAUUAUAGCCAUGCAAAUUAAUCCCAUGUGUUUUGAGACAAUGGGUCUCCCUCCCAGAUAUGUGCCUAGGACUGGGCCUUUGGUUCUUGUUGUGGGUGUGGGUGGGUGUUUGUUAGCUUGCUUUAGUUCUUCACCUUGAAUUACUUUGGAAAGGAAAAGAAUAAAUCCCAAUGUAUUUUUAUUCUAUAGGAGUGGCAACUGUUCUGUAUGAGUGCCGCCUGGGGUGCUUGGAAAACCAGAUCCCCCAGAACACUGUGGAAUACAUUGAAGCUUUGGAGUUGAUGUUCAGUAGUUUCAAGACUACCAUGUAUGCAGGAGCCAUCCCCAAAUGGCUUCGUCCAAUUAUUCCAAAACCUUGGAGAGAAUUCUGUAGAUCAUGGGAUGGACUCUUCAGAUUUAGUAAGUUUUUUUUUUAAAAAAAAUCAUUUUGGUUUCAUAAGUUUGCAGUAAUUUGGAGGGCAAUGUUUUCCGCUUCCUUAAUAAAUUUAGCGAGGCAUUAUUGCAGUUCAAGGAUGCAUUCCAGCAAGGCAGAAGCAGCCAGGGAAGGUGCAGGGCCGGACCAGCAAGGGACGUGGCAUGAGAAAAGGGUGUGUGCCCCAGGGAGAGUCUGAGGGGCCAGACAGAAAGACCUAGAGGGCUGCAUUUGGACCUUGGGGUGAGGUUCACCACACCUGCUUUAGGCCAUUCCUUAUCUUCCAAACUAUGGAUUGGAGACUUUAGAGGAACAUCUCAACUGAGUCUGACUUCUCAUUGCACCUUACCUAGAAAGCAAAAAGAAAAGAAAAUCUCAUAUUUCAGCCGUGUUAAUGGCCAUACCGCUUCCCUCGCUUUGAGUGUAAUUUGCUGUACAACAGAAUUUAUGUGGGGCUGCAGUUAUGUGCUUUGCCCAGCAGAUCACUUUGUUUAGCAGAGCUAGGACAGUUUUCUAGCAAGCAAUGCGUAGUGAGCUUACAAAAAAACAGCACACAACUCUAAACCUGUUAUGAAAGCCCUGUGUUGGUUGCUGUCACCAAAUGACAAAUGAGAAAUAACAGUUUGAGAAACGAAAUCUCACUGAUUAACAAAUGCAUUCCCCCUUCUUCUUUCUUCAUCGCAAAGGUCAAAUUCAUGUCGACAAUAAAUUACGUGAUAUAAAGUCCCUUUUGGACCAGGGGAAAGAGGUAGAUGGUGGACUUCUCACAACUCUGCUUAAUAGUAAAGAACUUACAGUGGAAGAAAUCUAUGCCAAUAUGACUGAGAUGCUUUUGGCAGGAGUUGAUACAGUAGGUUUACUGCUAUGACUGUUAUUACAUUAUCAAUAUGAUUACUGUUAUUGUUGUUCAGUGGACAUUUCCUAAAUUCCUUAUGAGAGAGCGAGGCAGGGGGAGAAAGAGAAUCAGGACUGUUUUAGUUUCUCCCUUGCCUGAGUUUCAAUCCAGGGUGACAAUGGGAUCAGGACUCACAUUAACCCUUCCAAUGUGUUGCCUAAGUCUAGUGGCUCACCUUGGCUCAAAGCAGGGCUGGACCUCUCUGGUCCAUUUAUCUCAAGACAGAAUAUCCCUAAAGCUGCAAGAUACAACCUCCUUUUAGGCAUAUUAAAUUGAAUUAAUUUGGUUCGAUUUGUAACAAUUUGGAAAAUCAAUAAAAAUAAUUGGCAAAAAACAAACCUGCUUUUAGGCAACCAAUGAGAAAUAAAUAUGGAGUUAUUUUCCUUCCUAUAGAAUACAGUAUAAACAGCAUUUCAUGUUUCGAUUGUUGCAGCAGCAAAUGAUGUAGUGGGGCUGCACCACCCACCUGACCUCCACUUGGCUGAGUCACUGCAACAUGUUGGAACGGAGAGAAGGAGGGGUGUGGCGGUGGCGAGGUCAAUCCAGGGCUCCCUCCCGCUGGUGGAUUUGCACUGUGUUGUCAUGAUUGCCACUGUGCCCCUCCCCUUCUCCUUCUUGGAGUGACUCAGCCAGAUGGGAGGUCAGGUGGGCGGCGCAGUCCCACCAUGUCACCCGCUGUUGCAUUGUUCUCUAAUAUUAGACUUGUCUCAGAUGCAUAAAUAAAUUCUAUAAAUCUGUAAAGCUAUAGCUGAGGUCUGAGGAGCAGCAAACUAGUCUGCUUCUGCCUACAUACAUGUAGAACAAAUACCAUUAUCAGAAUUUCUCUAAGAAAGAUGGCAAGGCAAAAGUGAGUGUGUUGUUAAGUAGUAAGAGUUACAAUGGUAUUUCAUGCCAUCAGGUAAGGACAGGGCCAACCCAUUCCCAAUCCAUGUAGAAAAGCUCAGCAGACCAUUGAAUCAUAUUUCAACAUCCUCCACUGCAUCUUAAGGGCGGUGACUUUAGUGGGUGCAGGAUUCCCUGCCCUUCAAUACUUGCUACCUGAGGCAGCUGCCUUACUCUGUCUCAUGGUAGGGCCGGCCCUUGGUAAGGGUGAGUUGAUGUUAUUUUACCUUAUGUUACAGAUUUGAAUUAUAAUACUCUCCCCAGAAACAUCUAUGGAAGUAUGAUUAGGAUUUUAUUUAACAUAAAUAAUUUGCUUUAAUUAAAACUAAUUCCACACCUGAAUUUAGUUGGUUCUGAUUUUAAGCCUGAAGGGUGGGGACAUUAACUUGAGGACCUUAGAAUAAAACAAAGUGUGUCAAAUAUAUAUGUUCUAUACAUGCAUUUCUACUUUUAGUUUUGAAGCAAGCUCUUUUAUAGAACUUGAAUUGGCAAUGUUUUGUGCUAUCAGAGCAGUUGUCUUAAUUUAUAUCUACCUCUGUAGCUGGUAAUAACCAGAUUAUCAUGAUUCUGUACUAUAUGAAGGAAAGUGUCUAAGACCUGGUCCCUCAGUGCUAUGAUUUAAAAUAUAAAAGCAGCAGGCACAGAAAGGGGUUAUUAAAGACUUUGAAUAGAAUAGGGCAGCUGUUACUGGGCUUCAAAACACUUCAGUUAUUUUAGCACUGUGCCAGUUUUGAAGAGGAUGUGAAGGAGCUGGGAACCUGAGAGGAGACACUGUUUAGCUCACAGCAAUUUCUUGUGUAGUUAGGCACGGCUCCCAGCCUCUACUGAGAGAAGCUGUCUAGAGCUUUUUAGAAAAACGAUAAUGCAGAACAUAAUGAAAAUAAUGAAAUGAGGGACUGAAGGCAGCGUAGCACAAAAUUGGAAAGAGUGGAGUAACUGCUGCUUGCCCCCUCCUCCUCAUGGUUACCAUGGGAAGUCAGUAACUUCUGAGUUAAAGUACAUAGGAUUGUGCUCUUCGGGUAAGAGCUUUAUAAAAAUUAGCUGUUGUUAUGAAGAACAAUAAUCAUAUCUGCAUUUUGUUCAGGUUAUAACAAACCAUUGGUUGAAAAUGAAAAAUGCUACUGCUUAGCAAAUGUUACUGAAUGUUCUCCCUCCCAUUGGUACUGUCUCUUCCCUGCCCUAGACUUCAUUCACUUUAUCUUGGGCGACGUACCUGUUAGCAAAGCACCCGGAAGUGCAGCAUUCUGUCUAUAAAGAGAUAGUCAAUAACUUGGGGAAAGAUAAAAUCCCUGAUGCACAUGACGUCCCCAACUUACCAAUGAUCAGAGCCCUUCUCAAAGAAACCUUGAGGUAAGUGCAGAAAAACUAAGUUGACCAUUAAACGUUUUUGUUCCUUUCUUGUUGUUUUGUGUCUUUGUUUUAGCUAAAUUGCAAUUGUGUUUUUUAAUGUGCCCUUCAUUAUUUGUAUUAGAGUAUGUCUCACUAUUCUCUGCAGAUUUAAAUAGUGAUUUAAUGCACGUUUAUAAAAGCAAGCAACGUUGAAUUCAAUUGGACUUUUUGCUGACUAAGCAGGCUUUGAAUUGGGCUGUAGGUUCCCUACAUUACAGAGAAGCUUCUCUGAGUUCCUUUUGAGUUAAAUAUUCAGAGUACUGUGCCAGUAGGUUCAAAAACUUGCUCCACCUGCAGCUUCACAAAGUUGCCAUAGUUCUUUAAAAUAAGUGACUUUUUUUUACAUAAUGUGCUCUCAUUUCAAGAGAGUCUGUUUGCAUACUCCUCUCCCGUUCCCUAUGAUAUGCAACGAGAAAAGAUUGGGAACUUCUACUUUAUCUUUUCAACUAACCGCUGUCCCCCUUAUGUCUGAAUGCAGGAAACUGUGGUAUGUUCUAAGUGUGAUUAGUUAAAACAAACCAGUUUUAAACUGUGGCAUUAUAUUCUAGUUUGCUAACCAAUCACACUUAGAAAAAAACCAUGGUUUCCCAAAAUUCAGAUGUAAUGGAAACCGUGGCUUCCUGUUUCUUGUGCAUGGAGAGAAAACAUAUGAGCCUGAGGCUUAUGCAGGCUCAUUAUUGCAACAGGAAACCAUGGGUUCCUACUUCACCUGAAUAAAAUCUAGUCAGCUGCCUCAAUGAAGAUUACAAGGAAGGUAUGGUGGAGAAAGACACUAUUUUAGUUAGUAAAGAUAGUUGGUUGUAGACUGUCUUUGAAGAUAGACUUUCCCUUUUAACUUGUAUGGCGAAUAGUUAUUGAUAGAUUAUUUUCAACGAAGUUUUUGAAAGACAGCUUAUGCUAGUAACCAGCAUAGGAUCAAGUGGCAAUAGUAGACAAGUACGAUACAAAACUAACAAACAAGCAUUUCUUAAUUUGAAUAUGUUUUGCAUGAGAUGUAACUCCUCUCAUGUUUUUCUGAUCAGUUUGUGGUUUGUGAACAGAACAAAAUAAUUUUGUCAACUUCUCACAUACCUUCUCUAACAGCACAAUCAGAUGCACAUUUACUUAGAAGUAAGUUCUAUGGUGUUCAGUAGAGAUGACUCCCUAGUAGGUGUGUUUAGGAUUAUAGCUGCAGUUGUAAUAGUAAUAAUAGUAAUAAUACUCCAUCUCCUUCAGUAUUUUAGGCUGCCAUCCUAUGCUCUAACCCCACUGAAUAUAGUGGGAUUUACUUCUAAGUAAACAUGUAUAAUUUUAUAUUGCAUAUUGCUCUUUUCUAUAUUUUCUCCAGCUUGACAUUACUCUUACUGAGAUGGGGUGAGACGAUUGCAUCAUGGAUUUAAAAAAUGGCAUUAUGAUACUUCCAUUUAAGUGUAGCCCCUUUUCUAAUAUUGAGUUUAUCUUCUUCAUUGCUGUAGGACCCUGAGUUUUCUAUGAUACAUCCAAGAUCCUGUAUGGUUUUAGCCAAUCUAGAUUCUAUAUAUGAAACUAGGAAUGUUUAUCAUUUUACUUCCAUUGAAUUUCAUCUGUCAGUCUGUUACCCAAUCACUCAGUUUGUUAUAGUAGUAGUUGCUGCUGCUGUUGCUGCUGUCAUCGUUGUUAGUAUUAGUAGUGAUUUAUUACAUUUACUUGGUGCUUACUACAAAUUUAUGUACAAUUAUAAAAACAAAUAUAAUACAAAAUUUCAAAUACAUAAAAAGAACACUAAUUAACUAAAAGCAACUGUUCAUCCCCCUCUUUACUACUUUUUAUCAGCCAUGAAGGGCAUGGGUUAAGAGCACAUGUGAUUGUCCACACCAAUCCACACACCUUGUUCAUGUCCUCAAGCCAUACCAACUGAAGCUCAUCUGAAAAAAACAGAACCAGAUAAUGUUCUAAAUAUCUCUUGAGAUUCACCUGCUAUAAUAGUGAAGUCAAUGUCUUCAUGGAUGCAGGCAACUCUAUUCUCAAAACGCUUUGCAAACAAAUUAUAAUGGGCCACCAUUGGUUCCACCAACUUUUUAGAGUCAGAAUAUAAAAGGUCCUACAGUAUCUGGGAAAGUUCUACUGGAUAUAAUAGUGCUGACUUCAAUGCCACUGAGUAGGCUUAAUAAUGAGCCCUUAUUUGGGUUCUAGUUUGGCUGCAUUCAUCUGGAGGUUUCCUCUGUUUGUGUUCAACAUGUCCCAGCUUAUAUCAUUGUCCUAAGCUCUGGUGUAUACCAAGGAGUCAGGCUGUAUGAAGUGGGAGAGGACAUUGGGGUGUGUGUGAUUGUGUCAAUAGCCUGGGUCACCUGUUUAUUUCACAGAUCAAGGAGGACAUGACAGGGAGCACCAAUCAUAUCAGCCAAAAAGUCUCCCAGAGCUGUCUGGAAAUUAGUUGGAUCCAUCAGCCUCCAAUAAGUUAUAAUAGUUCCCCUGCUUUUGCAGAGGUGAAAAGCUGCUGAAAACCAAAAUCUCAGCAGGAAGUGACCUGACCAUGACAAGCAACUGAUUUUUACAAUCCCUCAUUUUCAAAUCAUCCUCUUUCUGCCCAGUCAGGAAGACCAGAUCCAGAAUGUGGCCUUGCUAAAGGCAUGGGUCCAAUGACAUGCCCCACAUAAGUUUAGAGCUCUUCACAAUCUUUUUAAGAUUUUGCCAUCCUAAAUAAAUUCGUGCUUUCUAUGACCUUGGCUGCCUCACUGUUCAAUUUGUUAAGAGGCAUCAGUCUUGAAGCAGAUUCCCUGUUUACUUGGCUACAUUGUAAAAAAAAAAGUUUAUUCUUACCUUGUACUUCCAACAAUUUAGUUAGUAUUGGGGCCCUGUUCUAUUAUCCAAUUAAUGCUAUUUUUAAAAAUAUAGGGGCCAUUGUUGAAGGCCUUUGUCAAAACCUUGUUAAAAAUCCAAAUAUGCAGUGUUUACUCACUGAAUUCCUCCUAUCUUCCCAUUUGUGGGCACCUUCAAAUAAUUCUAAAGAAAUAUAACAUUACAGGCACUGAAUAUCUAAUUGACACUUGUUUGUAGGUUAUAUCCAGUGUUACCAGGAAACGGUAGAGUAACCCAGAAAGAUAUGAUUGUUGGAGGAUACUUGAUACCUAAAGGGGUGAGUUGUACAAUGGCUUUGUGAAAGGAGUGGGAAAGGAUGAAAUCACAGAUUUACUCUGGAUACGUGAAACUGCCUUUGCUAGGAAAUGAGCUAUUAUGUGAAAGUCUGGUUUAAUUUUAGGCAUGUUCAGAGAUGUUAUUCAGGAUCUCAAGCUCCUUUUCUUUUGCUGUGGGACCCAGAUUUCCUUUGUAAAAAAAAAAAAAAGUCUUAAAAACAGAAGAAAAUUCAUUUGCUUAUUGGACAUCUGGGCACAGCCAUACACCAUCUUGAAUUUUCAGAGCCAUUUAUACACAUGAAUUAGAACAUGCAAAUUUGUGUUGUGAGCAUUUGCAGUGAGUGCUUAAUGCACCUAGGAAAUCCCCUGGCCAUGUGAGGUCAUUAGCUUAAAACAUAGGUGCCAUUUUUUAAAGAAACAUUGAAACAUUCUAAAAUUAUACUGUAUGGUAUUUUCAACCUAUUUGAGUGUAGGAACUGGUAACUUGAAAUUGUACUUUUUGUAUAAUUACAUGUUAUUCUGCUUUCCGCCGAUAAAAAGUUGGGUAAAACAGUAACCCGAAGAAUGGGAACAGGAGUUAGCUGGUAGAGGUCUUUUACCUUGUGGGUAAUAUGUAUCAGGGGACAUAGUACAUGAGAUGAGCUGCUUCAGUAUUCCCCUUUGCCAUGCUGUUGAAUGGAGAAAUUACUGGACAUAAGGAGAAGACUGGUGAACUGUUCAUUCUGACUACCCUUGGCCCACCUUCUUCCACAGUGCUGGUUGCUUUCACCCCCCCCCCAAUGGUAUGCCAAAAGCAAGGUAAAGGUAAAGGUAAAGGACCCCUGACAACUAAGUCCUGACAACUAAGUUGCGAACGACUCGGGUUGCGGCGCUCAUCUUGCUUUACUGGCUGAGGGAGCUGGCGUUUGUCCACUUCCGCAGACAGUUCUUCCUGGUCAUGUGUCCAGCAUGACUAAGCUGCUUCUGGCAAAGCCACAGCAGUGCAUGGAAACGUCAUUUACCUUCCCGCUGGAGCGGUACCUAUUUAUCUACUUGCACUUUGAUGUGCAUUUGAACUGCUAAGUUGGCAGGAGCUGGGACCGAGCAAUGGGAGCUCACCUCAUCGCGGAGAUUUGAACCUCCGACCUUCUGAUCGGCAAGUCCAAGAGGCUCAGUGGUUUAGACCAUAGCACCACCCGUGUCCCAAAAGCAGGGUAGUAGUUUUUAAAAAUGGAUUUUGCCUUGAGGCUGCAUUUCAGUCAUGCAUCCAACAACCUUCCCAAUAAAAGUAAUUGAUAAUGCUGAUGCAACUAACUGAAGCAUCAAACAUCUGGUUUUCUUUUAUGUGAGAGGAUGUCAAAUUUAGUGUGGUGUGCUCCUUGAAGGGAACCACCUAUUUGAGAUUGCUUUGAGACACGCUCAUGAAGCACACUAAUUACUUAAGGUAGACCUACUGAGCCACACUUUUUUUUCUAGGAGGAAGAAUCUAGAGAGCAUGGCAGCUUUUUGUGAAGUUAAAGAAGUAUAGUUUUUAGUACAAUUUUUUUUUAUAAAUGGGUCAGUUCUGUUUUGUCUGAUUUAGGCUGAAAUCCAAUACACAUCGGGCAGCCAGUUUUAUUGAACUUGGUGGGACUCACUUCUGAGUACACGUAUAUAGGACUGCACUCUUAGCAUCUUAGCUUGUCCAAUGUUUUUUAAACUUUUUAAGCAAUUGUAUUGAUCCUUGUGAAUAAUCUGAAUUUAUAUUAAACAGCAUAAAAUGUAUAUUUAGGAAACUAUAAGUAGUUCAUUAACAGGCAUUUGGGAAAUUAUAUGUAAAUAUAUGUUCAUUUGUUUCAUUAGACCCAGCUGGCACUCUGUCAUUAUGCUACAUCAUAUCAGGAAGAGAAUUUCCCAUUAGCAAAUGAGUUCCAGCCUGAGCGCUGGCUAAGGAAAAGCAAUAUGGACAGAGUGGAUAAUUUUGGUUCCAUCCCCUUUGGUUAUGGUAUACGUAGUUGUAUAGGAAAAAGAAUUGCUGAACUUGAAAUUCACCUUGCACUAAUACAGGUAAGCAGGCUACUAAAGCACAUCUCCUUGCUAUAUAAAAUGUUUAAAAUAUGUGUGAUUUUGUAUUUCAGAAAUUCAGAUUAAUUCCCUGAACCAGCAAUAGCUUUCUUUUCAGUGUGACUGCUCACAUGUUUAAAGUUUAGCAUUUGUACAGUUAUACCUCAUGUUACGUCCGCUUCAUGUUACAUUCUUUUAGGUUACGUCCUGCGGCGACCUGGAAGUACCGGAAAGGGUUACUUCCUGGUUUCGCCGUUCACACAUGCGCAGAAGCACAAAAAUGACAUCAUGCGCAUGUGCAGAAGCUGCGAAUUGCAACCUGCGCUUGUGUAGACGCGCCGCUGUGGGUUGCGCUCUCUUCAUGUUGCAAACGGGCCUCCGGAAUGGAUCCCGUUCGCAGCCAGAGGUACCACUGUAUAUAUUUUUGCAAGGAUUGGGGUCUAUAAAUGCAAUGCCAAUAAGUGACUUUGUUUGCAAUCCUGUACCCUUUUACAUGGGAGCAAGCCCCAUCAAACUUAAUAGGAUUUACUUCUGAGUAGACACAUAGUGGUUCACACUGUUAGGCCCAGUCCUCAAAGUGCUCCACUGGUGCAAGUCACGUGGGCCAUUUGGCUGUAAGUGCCCGUAUUGUUGAACUCAAAGUAAAAAAGGCUAUAGAUUUAUGGUCCUAAGAGUGAUCUGUAAUAGCAAAUAAGCUAUCUUUCCCAAUUCUUAAUUUGAAUUAUAUAAUGAAAUCAUUCACUUAUAUAAUUUCUGAUAUUGUCCUUCCCCUAAGGCAGGGGUAAGGAACAUGAUCUAACUAGCAAGCCAGAUCCUGGCUGUCUCAACCCCAUGUCGGUCAUUUUGACAGGUUGGCAGGACCUUCAGACAUAAAACAGAACAAAAAAUAUUUUGUGGGUGUGUCUCAAACUGCACCCACAGAGGUAGAUCCUUUGCAUGAAUAGCUUCAAUUCAAGAUAGUCAUGCAAAUAUAUUUGGCUAUAUACCAAGCCCCAUUUUGAGGCUUGCUGUAACUGUCAAUCAGUUGAUCAGCACUUAUAGGAAGCUCAGAUUAUUAUUAUUUUUAUUGCAAUUAUAUCCCACCUUUUUUGGAUAGGUAUCAGCUGUGCCAUGGAUUUCCCUACCAUGCACUCCAUACUGCAGCUGAUCUCAGCAGUCUUCCUUAAGUGCCAAUCAGGUAUUUGGGCCCAUAGCAAGCUGGCUUUGGGCAGAUAGUGGUUGUGCUACGAGUUCCCCCAUAGCACAGUCUUACAGUCCACUCCUGCAGUUGCUUAUUGAGAAAUAAACCACACUCUGCUUAGUGGGACUUGCUGCUAGUGUGCAUACUAACGAAGCCUUGAAAUAAAUCUGAAGCAUGUUUACUCAGAAGUAAGCCCUGCUCAGUUCCAUGGCAUUUGCUCUCAGGCACACACAGGACUGCAGCCUUAGUUCAGUCUUUGGACCUUCCAAAAACAACUGUUCAGUGAGUGUUUAUGGAAAACUCUUCUACUCUGUCCUGGCACACAAGGCUCUGCAGACUAAAGCAAAGGGCCUAAUACUUGGGCCCUUUCAGUAGCAGCUUAUUUUCAUCACCAGUGAUUAAUAGCUGAAAAGGGGUUCUAGGGGUGAAAGCUGCUCAGAAGGCACACCAUCUGAUCCAGUUACUCUGAAAAAGUCUCACUGGAGUAGUGUACCCCAGAACUGCCAGUGCUCCACUUCAAGUUCCUUCAGUGGACAUCACGUGGGGUCUCUGUAGUGCCCUAGGAUAUUCUACCUGGAUCAAGGGCUCACCCCUCUGGUAGUUUGAGAGUUCGAGUCGCCAAUCAAACUGAUUAGCAGUAGUUUCAAAGGAGAGAGCGUACUUACACAACUCAUAAUUAAAUUGCUGAACUUACUGCUACAAGAUGUGGUGAUGAUGACCAUUGGAUGAGAGAGCUUUUUACAAAAUAGGUAUUCACAGAGAACAGCUGUUAGCCAUAACAGGUAAAUGGAAGCGCAUGUUAAAGGGCAAUGAAUGCCAGUUGCUAGGGGAUGAACAGUUUGAGAUGGCGGCUCACAAAAGCACUUCUCUAGCCACUGUUGGGAAUCUACAAGGCUCUUUCCUCUACAGUGGUACCUCGGGUUAAGAACUUAAUUCAUUUUGGAGGUCCGUUCUUAACCUGAAACUGUUCUUAACCUGAGGUACCACUUUAGCUAAUGCGGCCUCCCGCUGCCACUGCACGAUUUCUGUUCUCAUCCUGAAGCAAAGUUCUUAACCCGAGGUACUAUUGCUGGGUAAGCGGAGUCUGUAACCUGAAGUGUCUGUAACCUGAAGCGUCUGUAACCCGAGGUUCCACUGGAUUCUGGAUUCUGCCACAAUGUAGACUGUUAGGACUAUCAAUAUUCUUGUUGCCUUUGUCAUAUCCAGUUUUUAUUAAUUCUAGUGUUCUGUUUUUUUAUCCUUGAAGCUGCUUCAAAAUUUUGAAAUAAAAUUUUCUCCAAAAACUAAACCAGCUUAUGCCAAAACCCAUGGACUAUUGACUCCUGCAAACUCCAUCAAUGUGAAAUUUGCUGACAGGAAAUGGUAGUAGGACCUUCAGGAGGCUCCUCAGCCUGACCUCUGACUGAAAGCUGCAUGAUGGGAUUCCUGUAAUCAAGCUUUAUAUGCCUCCCUAGAGGUUUCUCUUUUUCCUGCUAAACAAUUAUACAUGUUCAUGCAGAACAUUCUGUAAGUCCAAAUUAGAACCAUUCCUCUUUAUGCUGGCAAUCCAGUUUGAGAGUUAUGGUAAAGGCAGCAGUUGUACCAGUACAGUGUCAUAGUCUUUAUCACAUGCCAUCACCUUUGAGAAGAACUGAGACAUCCUCUGCAAAAUUCUAGUAAAUGAUAGCCAAAGUAGUAAUCACUUUGUCACCUCUUCCAGCUGGGUUCCCACGGUUAGCUGAUUGCCUGUGAUAAAAGGCAAUUAUGAGAUAACUGGUAACAGAUUUGCAUCCUCAGGAUAUCUGCAAUUAUCACAUGCAUAAAAUAUAAACUCAUUCUUAAAGAUAAGUGUGACUGACUGCAGGAUAAACACUGGUUAGUAAUGUUUGUUUGUUUGCUCUCUUCGUGUCUCCCACUUUGACUUUGGUUAACUUUUUGAUAGUUUUUGUGCAUUAACUAUAAUGUACUAAAAACCUAGUAUAAUAUUUUGAAAUAUUGAGACAUUUUAAAGAAAAUUAUGAAACUUAUAGGUUGUCUAGAUUCCAAUGUUUUAUUUUUAUUUCAUAAAAGCUUUUUAGAAUAAUAUACAAAAGGGAUAUAAAGUUUAUGUAAAUUUAAGCCAACAAGUCACAUAAAUGGUUAAAGAAUAAAUUUUUAUAUUUGUCAUUUUUUUAAAAUUUACAGUUAUUACAAAUAUAACUUUCAUUUUAAAUAAAAGCUUUACUUUAGUAUCUUGGCAAAAAAUUUUUGUAAUUGCACAUUGUAUAUCCUGCUUUUACAUAAAACUUUAUUAUUUGUGUGGGCUACUGCCCUCUCUAGGACAGAUAGAUAAAUGACAUGGUGUUUAUGUACUUGAAAAAUGUGCACUUUGUAGUUGCUCAUAUACCGGUAAGCAAUUUGUAUAGCUAGUGGCAACCAGACAAGUUUAUGUAUUAAACUUUUGCCUGUUACAGGAUGGGACGACAGCAAUCUGACCGUUAUGCAGAAAGCAUUAUUAAAUCAAUUACUGUGUAGUGAAGCCAUUUUAUACCUGCAGCUAAACGGUUGCUAGUAAGAUUGAAUAAGGAUAUGUACAAAAUGGGUGAAACUUAUUCACUUUGAAACAUUUAUGUUAGAUAUUUCAAGCCAGCUGUUACUACCUUGACAUUUACUAAUCUCAGCUUCACAUUAAUUUUCCAAAUGUGUAUCUGUCCAACUUUCUUGUGAAGCCCUCUCUCCAUCUCUGGAGAAGUUGAGCAGAGAAUCAAAACUUGUGCGUUCUCAAUAUUUAGGCUUGCUUUUGGGAAACUCUGAGAACUUGGUUACAUGGGGAUCAAAUGACUGGUUCUCAGUUUGAAUUCUUUAUGGCACUGUAAUUUGGACUGUUGCAUUAGCUGUUAUCAAAAGUCAUAUUAUGUUUUUAUGAUCUUUUGUAAGUUAACUUUUCAUAUGAUAUAAAAAUAAAGAGAAACAUUUAAAUAGUUUUCUAUCAUUAAUAAAUACGUUUAGUUACUUUGAUCAUUCUCCCUAUUUGUCCCUUAGCCAUAAUAAAGUAAUUAUAUAUC
Messenger RNA from Podarcis lilfordi (Lilford's wall lizard), 25367 nucleotides. NCBI's taxonomy places the organism in Eukaryota, Metazoa, Chordata, Lepidosauria, Squamata, Lacertidae. The record is from the annotation of a GenBank genome assembly.